AUGCCCAUACCCCCCAUUGCCAUUGUCGACUUCUACGCUCCGCUCGACUUACUCCAUCCAUUCUGGCAUAGCCCCCUUCCCAUGUUAGCCAAGUUGCCAGAAUUCGAUACUGAGUUCCUCUCUACCAUCUACAACCAGGAUCCCCCACCCUCUGCCACCCUCUUCUCCUUAGAGAAUGGAGAUAAAUCAGCAAACACCGGCCUCCUGCCCUUCGACUUCUCGCAGGUCCGAAAUGCAUGGCUUUUCCACUCGCUAAAGCAUGGGUCUCACAUGAAAGCCGUGGUAGGGGAUGGUGACUAUACGCGAGUGGAUCCAUUGAGACUUCUAAGUCCGUCCUUUCCGCCCACCUGCUUCGUACAUGGGACGGCGGACACGAUGGUCGAUGUACAGUUCUCGGAGCAGGCCUUCAGUACGUUGAAGACACUAGGGGUGGCGACAGAGAUCCACAUUGCAAACGGCGAGAAUCAUGGGUUUGAUAAGAGGGUUGAUGAAACGCAUGCGAGCUACCUGCCAGUCGCAGCGGCGAUUCGUUUUGCUGUGGAUUAUGCGGACCCUCCGUUCCGUGAAUCCCACCCAAGACAAAAGUCCAAAGCAAUUGUUGUAUGGCGUCCGCCGCACUGUCCCGAUAAGUAUGGUUUUGGAGACCCUGGUCUUGGGCUGCGUCGUCGGGGACUGCGUAGUGUAGGCGUUCCUGGUGAUCCUGGCGUCCAUGGUCCUCCUGGCGUCGGUGGUGUCCCUGUCUGUGGUGAUCCUGGCAUCCAUGGUGAUCCCGGCGUCUGUGGUCCUCCUGGUGUUUGUGGCGAUCCUGGCGUCCAUUCUAAUCCUGGUGUCUGUGGCGAUCCUGGCGUCCAAGGUCCUCCUGGUGUCUGUGGUGUCCCUGGUGCUUCCGAGAGUUGGAGAUUCACAGUGCCAGGCGUUCCCUGUCUCAUUUGUGGUCUGACUACUAUCGUAUCUUGGGAACCGAUUGAAGAUCCC
This is a messenger RNA of Aspergillus bombycis, 975 nucleotides long. RefSeq lists its product as uncharacterized. Gene Ontology annotation, biological process: proteolysis. The annotation marks the transcript as partial. The transcript has 2 exons. NCBI's taxonomy places the organism in Eukaryota, Fungi, Ascomycota, Eurotiomycetes, Eurotiales, Aspergillaceae. The record is from RefSeq and is a predicted model, not a curated record. Gene Ontology annotation, molecular function: serine-type peptidase activity.